Molecule: messenger RNA, 708 nt
Organism: Penaeus vannamei (Pacific white shrimp)
Lineage: Eukaryota; Metazoa; Arthropoda; Malacostraca; Decapoda; Penaeidae
Source: RefSeq, a predicted model, not a curated record
AUGCAUGAGCAGCUUCUGGCCGUUAGUCAGUCCGGCGCGAUGGUUGCCGAUAAACAAGAUACUAGACAUGACUUUGAAGAUACUAGACAUGACCAGGAAAUUAUGAAAUUCAUGGUUAUAAUGAUAGUCAUUCUACGAAAUCCGGCUCACCGCCCCGUCAGCCCCUCAGCCCUCGUCAGCCCCCGUCUCAGCCCCCUCCGCCCCUCCGUCAGCCCCCUCAGCAGUCAGCCCCCUCCGUCAGCCCUCUCCGUCAGCCCCCUCCGUUCAGCCCUCUCCGUCAGCCCCUCCGUCAGCCCUCUCCGUCAGCCCCCUCCGUCAGCCCUCUCAGCCGUCAGCCCCCCGUCAGCCCCCUCCGUCAGCCCUCUCAGCCCCCUCCGUCAGCCCUCUCACCCCCUCCGUCAGCCUCUCCGUCAGCCCCUCCGUCAGUCAGCCCUCUCGUCCUCCGUCAGCCCUCCGUCAGCCCUCUCCGUCAGCCCCUCCGUCCGUCAGCCCUCUCCGUCAGCCCCCUCCGUCAGCCCUCUCCGUCAGCCCUCUCCGUCAGCCCCUCCGUCCCCCUCCGUCAGCCCCUCUCUCCGUCAGCCCUCUCCGUCAGCCCCCUCCGUCAGCCCCUCCGUCAGCCCCUCAGGUUCUGAAAUAACUUUGUCCUGGGGCUGUCAGCUCAAGUCAGCCGAGGUUCACAUUCUGAACUUGGACAACAAACUUUCCUAA